Blastomyces gilchristii SLH14081 is the source of this 3935-nucleotide messenger RNA. RefSeq names its product ethanolamine-phosphate cytidylyltransferase. Gene Ontology annotation, molecular function: ethanolamine-phosphate cytidylyltransferase activity. Bases 453 to 1586 code for a protein of 377 amino acids. The transcript is spliced from 4 exons. Gene Ontology annotation, biological process: phosphatidylethanolamine biosynthetic process. Gene Ontology annotation, cellular component: cytoplasm. NCBI's taxonomy places the organism in Eukaryota, Fungi, Ascomycota, Eurotiomycetes, Onygenales, Ajellomycetaceae. The record is from RefSeq and is a predicted model, not a curated record.
UGAUGAUUUAAAAAACAAAAGAUCUUGCUGUUGACCAUAAAUAUACUAUUUAUUAUUUAGUUAAAUACUAUCUUAGUAGAACAUCAGACAAAGUCUACUCUACCCUGUAUUUAACUAAAUAUUUAAACGGGGCCACGGUCCGGCUGCCAUAAAUAGUUAAAUAAAUAAAUAAAUACUGCUCGCUCCCCGACCCCAACAUUCCUCCUCCUCGCUCUUCUCCCCGCGCUCAACACACUCACUCUCUCUGGUUACAAGAUGCUCAAUUAAAAGGCUCAAUACAUGCCACAGUCACGCAAUGAACAGAUAGAUAAUAAACAACAAUCCCGUCUACUCUGUUUGUAUCCUUUGAAUAUCAACAAUCCUCAGUUAUCACAUGCCACAACCCCCUCAUCAUUGCUGCAAACCCUCGGUCCCGACCCGACCCUCUCUCUACAGUUUACCAUUUCACAGCUAUGUCUACAUCAUCUGUGCCUGCCCCUGGACAAUGGCCAGUAGACCCUCAAGAAGAUGUUCCCAUCAGUAAAGACCGUAUCUGGAUCGAUGGUUGCUUCGACUUUAGCCAUCACGGCCACGCGGGAGCGAUGCUUCAGGCUCGCAGGCUCGGAAAGGAGCUGCUUGUGGGUGUACAUUCCGACGAGGAGAUUCUGGAAAACAAGGGGCCUACGGUCAUGACACUCUCCGAACGAGUAUCCGCAGUUGACGCAUGUCGUUGGGCAUCAAAGUCAAUUCCUCAUGCGCCAUAUGUCACGCAGCUACCGUGGAUCUCCCACUAUGGCUGUUACUAUGUUGUCCAUGGAGAUGAUAUCACUUCCGAUAGUAAUGGGGAUGACUGCUACAGAUUUGUCAAAGCUGCUGGGCGUUUUCUGGUCGUGAAACGUACCCCCGGCAUUUCUACAACGGAUCUGGUCGGCAGGAUGCUUCUUUGCACACGCACCCAUUUUAUCAAGUCUUUCCCUGCAUUCCUGAGGGGGGAGGAGGGCUCGGGGAGCGAUGAGGAGCGGAAGCAAGUUGCCAGUGAAUCUCUCCAGAGAAUUAAAGACUAUGCAACUGAUGAAACUGGCUUAAACCCGGGACCCGAUGUGUGGACCUGGGAAGCCUCGGCCUCCGCAAAACUCCAGCAUACUAGCACGGAACAAGGUAGUUUCCAGCACCUCGUUGAUGGCAAGGGACCAAAACCAGGCCAGCGGAUCGCCUACGUUGAUGGCGGUUUUGAUUUAUUUUCUUCCGGCCAUAUCGAAUUUCUUCGCCGUGUCCUCGCGAUUGAAGCUGAGGACGCAACUCGUCGUGGCUGGUACCUUCCAGAGAACGUUGACAACAGAGUAAAGGAAUAUGGAGAAGAUUACGGUCCAGCCUAUAUUGUGGCCGGCGUCCAUGACGACGAAGUCAUCAAUCACUGGAAGGGCCUGAAUUACCCGAUCAUGAAUAUUUUUGAGCGCGGACUUUGCGUUCUCCAGUGUCGUUACGUCCACGCCGUUAUAUUCUGCGCUCCAUUUACGCCUAACAUUGAAUAUCUCAAAGCUCUACCAUUUGGCAUGCCUGAUGCGGUCUACCACGGUCCCACAAACAUUUAUACCCCUCACAUAUGAUCCAUACAUUGCUCCAUCAAAACUAGGAAUUUUCAGACAAGUAGAUUCUCACCUCUUUCGAGCAUGUGAACGCUGGCGAGAUUGUGCAGCGGAUCCUGAAGAAGCCGGGAGGCAUUUGAGGAGAGACAGCGAACCUAAGCUACUGAAGGCGGCCCAGUGAAAGCGAAAUUCCAGGCCCAAGGAAGAAGCUGAGAAAGCAACAGCAACAACAGCAGCAGCGGAAAUAGCAGCAACAGCAGCAACAGCAGCAGCAGCGGGAAUAGGGGUAAAUCGAUGGAUGCCGGAAACUAGCCCGAAUAGGAAAGGGUGCGUCCUCCAGAAACUGAAUGCAAGGGGCAAGCAUUCUGCCGCUGUUCCGUCGAUCGCCCAAAACCACUGGGAAGAUUGUUCUCUCCGGCAACAAACGCAAUAGAUUUUAUCGCCACGGAAACAACGAAAAUGUCUUGAAUGAUAUUAAUUUUGUAGAAAGACGAGAAUUUAAAUAAUUCAUGAUAUAAGAAUCUACAUGAUAUCUCGAUACUGAUUAGUAUUUAUAUAACACCAUUUUACCUUUUUGAGGGUGAAAAAAACGGAAAGGAUAAAAGCACAUGGGCAGCGAUAGGUGAUAGAAGUUGGGAGAGAGCACCAUAGACAAGUUCUGGCGUAGGAAACUGAUGCAAUAACAUAAGAAUAUAAGUCAAAGCAUUUCGUUAAUUUUCUUUCUUUUUUCCCCUUAAUCAAUUGUGAAUUCCACCAUCGAUGAGGUCAGGUCAUAUAUUCGCAAUCAUCUUCCUAGCCAGUUGGCAGAUUUCUUCUCUCUGCUUCCGUUUGCCGUCUCGCGAUUUCUACAAGGAAAAGAAAAAAGAAUUAAUUCAUUGGCUAUAAUGUCCGGCUUCGCCAAGCGCAGAAAGAAGUGUAAAACAUAAAAGCUGAGGAUGGAAUAUAGUAUACCUUUUCCUGAGCGGUAACCUGAUUCCUCAUCUCCCCUGCCAGGCAGGCGAUAUCAUCCCUACAUUUCUGCACAUCUGCCAACAUCUUUAGCUCUACGGAUUCCUGCUUCUCGAACGCAUCAGCCGCGCUGGCGAGUCUCUUCUUAAAUGCCCCCGAACCCAUGGCCUCUCUCGUAGGUUGUGGGAGAGCCACGGAUUCAGGGCCGAGUAUCUCAACCGCCAAGCAGGCAAUUUUCUGCUGGGUUUUGGCCCAUGCUUUCCAGUGGCCCUUCAGAGCCUUUUCGGUAGGGCUGAGUAUAUUGCAAACGUCGGCGAGAUGGAUUUUAUCCUUGCUUUUAGCUAGGGAAGCUGCACUCUUCAGAGAUUCUGGCUCCAGGGGGGAGAAGAUAGCAGCACGCGUAGCGCGCGAAAGCUCAAGUUUCUCGUCGUGUUCCGAGAUUCUCUGCGCGACUCGCUUCUCUAACGCUCUCUCUGCUUCUACCAGCGAUUUAGAAAUAUCCUCUUCGAUUUGGGAGUGUGUGGUGUUGAUGGAGUCUUUCAGGAGAGCGUCAUUAGCAGCCAGGAUCAUGUGGACAAAACAAAUUCAUAGCUAGACGCACCAACGAAGUCAUGGAGGAGACGCUGUCCGUCUGAACCAGAGGUACCACUGCUGAUAGUCAUUGAUGAGUCUGCGCCUUUCAGGUUGCGACGUCCGAACUGGAUCGAUGUGAACCGUUUCGGGCCCUUUGAGACUUUGGAACCACUUGACUUCUGUGGAGGAGGAUACUUCCGGCUUCUCAUGUUGUAAUAGGCGGCAGGUCUACGGACAGAAGCAUCUUUCUGUGCAACUUUUCGCCCAAAAAUGCCACGGAUAGACACUACUUGUUUUCCACGAGUACGUGACAUCUUUUCUGAGCCUUCAGUGGGAAUGGGCCAAGUGAAAACAGGGUAAAGGAUCCACAGGUGACAGACCCCUUUCUUCCUCUAGCUACUCCCAGAGAGCAAUGUAUUGUGAGUAGGAUAGGAGAUAGAAACUGUGAAAGGAAAGGAAAGAAAAGGAGCAGUAAGUCUAGGGUUGAAGAAGCGAGUUGGGUUCAUUAGAUGAAUGUAAAGUAGCCCAAGCGCCGUGGUGGAGGUUACCUCAGCUUGGGGCUCUUGGGAAAGUAGUGGUAUCAAAACCAACACCACAAUGCAGACAAACCCAAACAUUGCUAGAGAGGAAUACGUGUACCCUUCAAGGAAACCAAUACAUAGGUAUAUAGGCAUAUUUCCCUCUCUAAUCUGCUAACUGUGCACUGUAUAUCUAAAUAUGUACAGCGCAUAUCGAGACAAUAAACCCAGGCAUCAAUUAUUGCCAAUAGGAAGAAGGGGGAAUCGCAUCAAGUAGAGAAAUCUGACAGUUUAGCUAAACACAAAAUAGAAAGAAUUUAUAGUACAAAAG